Messenger RNA from Morus notabilis, 2331 nucleotides. Its product is annotated as importin subunit alpha-2. NCBI's taxonomy places the organism in Eukaryota, Viridiplantae, Streptophyta, Magnoliopsida, Rosales, Moraceae. The transcript has 11 exons. The coding region runs from base 197 to 1786 and encodes 529 amino acids. Gene Ontology annotation, cellular component: nucleus; cytoplasm. Gene Ontology annotation, biological process: NLS-bearing protein import into nucleus. The record is from RefSeq and is a predicted model, not a curated record. Gene Ontology annotation, molecular function: nuclear import signal receptor activity; protein binding.
AAUCUCGCAGUCUCUCUCUCUCUCUAAAAUCCAAGGUUUGGCUCUCACUUCUCACACAUAUUCGAAUUCAAUCGCCUCAAUUUGGUUCGAUUUCUGUCUAGUUUCUGUCCGAUCGAUCGCCAAUCUGACGAACACUUUCCGGUUAGGGUUUUCGGUGGAGUAGAAUCGAGCUUGAGAGCAAAACCUAAACCCAAUCAUGUCGCUGAGGCCAAACGCGAGGACGGAGGUCCGCCGGAACAGGUACAAGGUGGCGGUGGACGCCGACGAGGGGCGGCGGAGGAGAGAGGAUAACAUGGUCGAGAUCCGCAAGAGCAAGCGCGAGGAAAGCUUGCAGAAGAAGCGUCGUGAGGGUCUCCAAGCCCAGCAAUUCACUCCCGCGCCUCACCCUUCCAAUCUCGAGAAAAAGUUGGAGAGUCUUCCUCAGAUGGUGGCUGGAGUUUGGUCCGAUAAUACUAGUUUGCAACUGGAGGCAACUACACAGUUUCGGAAACUGCUUUCAAUUGAAAGAAGCCCUCCAAUUGAAGAGGUGAUUCAAUCUGGGGUUGUUCCUCGCUUUGUUGAGUUUCUUGUCAGAGAAGAUUUCCACCAACUUCAGUUUGAGGCUGCCUGGGCCCUCACAAACAUAGCUUCUGGAACCUCAGAGAACACAAAGGUGGUUAUUGAUCAUGGAGCAGUUCCAAUUUUUGUAAAGCUACUUGGUUCUCCGAGCGACGAUGUCCGUGAACAGGCUGUGUGGGCACUGGGAAAUGUUGCUGGUGACUCCCCUAGGUGUCGUGAUCUCGUACUUGGCCAUGGAGCUUUGAUUCCAUUGCUGGCACAGCUGAAUGAACAUGCAAAGCUCUCGAUGCUGAGAAAUGCAACAUGGACACUGUCCAACUUUUGCAGAGGCAAACCACAGCCUCAAUUUGAACAGGUAAGACCAGCACUUCCAGCUCUGGAGCGUCUAGUUCAUUCAAAUGACGAGGAAGUCUUGACAGAUGCCUGCUGGGCACUAUCAUAUUUGUCGGAUGGUGCAAAUGACAAAAUUCAAGCUGUGAUCGAGGCAGGUGUCAGUGGUCGACUUGUGCAGCUCCUCCUACAUCCAUCACCGUCAGUGCUUAUUCCUGCCCUUCGCACAGUUGGAAACAUUGUGACAGGCGAUGACCUUCAGACCCAGUGUAUAAUUAACAGUGGUGCACUCCCUUGUCUGCUGAGCUUGUUGACCCAUAAUCAUAAGAAGAGUAUUAAGAAGGAAGCUUGCUGGACCAUCUCAAACAUUACUGCCGGAAACAGAGAGCAGAUACAGGCUGUUAUUGAAGCUGGUUUGAUUGGCCCUCUCGUCAAUCUGCUUCAAAACGCUGAGUUUGAUAUAAAGAAAGAGGCUGCUUGGGCAAUUUCAAAUGCUACUUCUGGUGGCACUAACGAGCAAAUUAAGUAUUUGGUUAGUCAGCAGUGUAUAAAACCAUUGUGUGAUCUUCUUCUCUGUCCGGAUCCAAGAAUAGUCACCGUCUGUUUAGAAGGGUUGGAAAACAUCUUGAAGGUUGGGGAAGCAGAGAAGAAUCUAGGUAAUAGUGGAGAUGUCAACUUAUAUGCCCAGAUGAUUGAUGAUGCUGAGGGUCUAGAGAAGAUCGAAAAUUUACAGAGUCAUGACAACAAUGAGAUCUAUGAGAAGACAGUUAAAAUUCUUGAAACAUAUUGGCUGGAGGAGGACGAUGAGACAUUACCUCCCGGCGAUGGUUCUCAGUCAGGCUUUCGCUUUGGAGGGAAUGAUCUCCCUGUUCCGUCUGGUGGAUUCAACUUUAGCUGAAGAUAUUCAGUAUCAGAUGGAGCUGAAGUUGCAUAAUGAUGGGGGGUGAUGUUGGGGUCGGGUGGGUCGGGUCGGGUCAGGUCAGGUCGGGUCAUGGCAUCUCACUAUGUCGGUUUCCAGUGUGUCCAGUGUCUAUAUGUGGUCAAAGAGGUGCCAAGGUGGGUUAGUUAUGCUACUAUGACCAAUUUAACUUGGGAUUGGUGGGUUCAGUUGUGGCAUGACGUCUGGUUUUGCAGUGUUCGUUAUCACUGCAAUAGUACCAAAUGGAAUAUGGAAGCGUCUUAAGUCCUAUUGUUGCAUAAGCAGGGCCCUCCCACUAUUAAUGGGGUUUGCUAGUGGAGGCUUCUUGAAUGCGGCAAUAGAUCUUUCUUCUUUUUCUUUUUCUUUUUUCAGAGUCUUAGUUUGUACUUGUAAUUUCUACAAGAGUCGGGAUUUGUUUUGCCUUGUUGAGUGAGUAUAGUAUUUUAUAGAAAGUCGCUUUCCUUGUAUUUCAAGUGAAGGAAUUAGUGGGGUUUUGGUUUUAAAAACUAUAAAAUUCCUUGUGA